Messenger RNA from Scaptodrosophila lebanonensis, 1830 nucleotides. RefSeq names its product feline leukemia virus subgroup C receptor-related protein 2. NCBI's taxonomy places the organism in Eukaryota, Metazoa, Arthropoda, Insecta, Diptera, Drosophilidae. Gene Ontology annotation, cellular component: membrane. The record is from RefSeq and is a predicted model, not a curated record. Gene Ontology annotation, molecular function: heme binding; heme transmembrane transporter activity. Gene Ontology annotation, biological process: heme export; transmembrane transport. Bases 373 to 1830 code for a protein of 485 amino acids. The transcript is spliced from 11 exons.
GCGUUCUGAAAACGUGUCCGUUAAGUUCGAAGCAGACGACUGUAAACCCACCUUACCUUAAAGGUGUUUGUUUUUGUUAUUGCUUUAAUUUUUUUUGUUUUGUUUUAUUGUACCUUCAGUUAAUUUAAUGACGCGCGAAACAAACACACCGAGUAUGUCAAAUCGAAAAUAUAUCCAUUAGAAUUGCUUUCUAAAAAGAAACUGCCCUUUAAAGUAAACAAAUCGUCAACAAAAACCACCACAAAAUCUAACGACACCACCGACAGUGAACCAAAACCUUUAGAAGAGAAGCGGCCAGCGAAAACGAGUGCCACAUUACAGGAACCGCCCAAAUUUACAAUUUAAUAAACAAAGGCCUUACACGGCAUUAAUAUGGAUCUGAAGCAUAGCAGCAGUGGUGCUGUGGAGAGCACCGAUUCCUAUAUAGCCACCAGCAAGUCAACAGAUUUAAUUACGCCCAAGGAGAAGGGAGAGGGUGCCAGCAAAUCUUCUACCACCGCACACGCACCGCCUGAAGGAUACAAAGUCUAUGGACGGCGCUGGGCUGUGCUUAUUCUCUUUGUAUUCUAUUCAGCCUCAAAUGCUAUGCAAUGGAUACAAUACACUAUUAUUAACAACAUAAUAACACGCUACUAUGGAAUCAAUGAUACAUGGGUUGAUUGGACUUCUAUGAUUUAUAUGAUUUUAUAUAUACCGCUGAUAUUUCCUGGCAGUUGGUUUUUGGACAAAGUGGGUUUGCGCAUCACUGCUCUGGUUGGCAUUGUGGGCACUUGUAUUGGUGCUUGGAUUAAAGUUUUCUCUGUCGAUCCAUCGCUAUUUUAUGUGGGCUUUAUUGGACAGGCGAUAGUUGCUUUGGCACAGGUGUGCAUUCUAUCAUUGCCCGCACGCCUAGCUGCGGUUUGGUUUGGACCUGACCAGGUAUCUUCUGCCACCAGCGUUGGUGUUUUCGGUAAUCAGCUUGGUGUAGCCAUUGGCUUUGUCCUGCCUCCUAUACUGGUGCCCAACUCCGAGGACUUGGAAACUGUGGGCAAUGAUUUGAGGUUGAUGUUUUAUAUGGUUGCUGGUUUGACUAGCGUUUUGCUCGUGCUAAUGGCGCUCUUCUUCCAAGACAAGCCACCCACACCACCCUCCGCCGCCCAGGAGGCUGCUCAGCGCAUAGAGGGGGGACAUGCAGAGCAAGUUAGUUUUUUCCAAUCGCUGAAAAACCUGAUGACCAACAGCAACUUCAUUUUUCUCCUACUAUCCUACGGCAUAAAUGUGGGUGUAUUCUAUGCCAUAUCGACGCUGCUGAAUCCGGUAGUUCUGAAAUACUAUCCCGGCCAUGAAGUCGAUACUGGACGUAUUGGCUUGUCUAUCGUACUCGCGGGAAUGUUGGGCUCCGUUGUUUCGGGCAUUGUGCUGGAUAAGACCCAUAAAUUCAAGGAAACCACUCUGGCGGUUUAUGCUCUCUCUAUGGUGGGAAUGUGGAUUUUUACAUUCACCCUCGAUACUGGCUACAUUGCUGUGGUUUAUGUGACAGCUUCAUUGCUGGGCUUCUUCAUGACUGGCUACCUGCCGGUUGGCUUUGAAUUUGGCGCGGAGCUUACUUUCCCUGAGCCAGAGGGCACCUCAUCGGGUCUAUUGAAUGCCUCGGCACAAACCUUUGGCAUUGUGUUCACCCUCAUCUAUUCGAAACUAUUUUACUCGUAUGGCGAUAUACAGGCCAACAUUGUAAUGGCCGUGAUGCUAAUUGUUGGAACUGUGAUUACUGCCAUCACAAAGUCGGACUUGCGCCGCCAGAACGCACAGGUGCAGGGGGGAAAUGCGGCGUUGGAGUCGGGAAAUCCGUAA